Dreissena polymorpha is the source of this 1091-nucleotide messenger RNA. RefSeq names its product potassium channel subfamily K member 5-like. The record is from RefSeq and is a predicted model, not a curated record. Gene Ontology annotation, biological process: potassium ion transmembrane transport; stabilization of membrane potential. Gene Ontology annotation, cellular component: membrane. Gene Ontology annotation, molecular function: potassium ion leak channel activity. Bases 1 to 879 code for a protein of 292 amino acids. The transcript has 5 exons. Lineage: Eukaryota; Metazoa; Mollusca; Bivalvia; Myida; Dreissenidae.
AUGACGACUGAUGCCAUUCACCCAGAGGGUGUAUAUCGAGAGCGAACGACUGUACCAUUGCCCUUCAGCCAAUCUGACAAGGCGCGAUAUACAGUCAGUAUUGGCGGUCGUCUCACACAGCUUUCCCACCGGGUCAACAAACUGAAGUUAUGCUCCAAGAAGCCUGCCCUCAACAAGUAUCUCAACAUGGUGCUUAUCAUUGUAAUAGGCGUAUCGCUGCUGUUCAUCGUUCCUACCAUCCUGUUCAUGAAAGUCGAAGGGUGGGAUCUGAUGGACGCGAUCUACUACUGCUUCGUCACCCUCUCCACCAUUGGCUUCGGGGACUUUAUUCCAGCGUUGUCCGAAAAUCGAUUCUCGAGGCGCGCGGACGCCCUGACGGUGUACCGGAUAGUGACAUACGUCUGGAUCCUGUUCGGCCUCGCCUACGUCGCGCUCAUCAUCAGCUACAUAUCCAAUAUCCUCGUGCGCAAGGCCGAGAAGGUGGAGCAAAUGAGUCGGAAAAAAAUCGAGACUGAAAUCAAGCAACUUCAAAAAGAACUAUCGAAGACUAAAUCCAACAUAUAUUCCAUCGCUUCCAACGUGGCAGAAACAGUGAAUACGGGGUUAGAUGGAGUACGGAACCUUUCAUAUCGCGAUCUCGCCAAUCUGUCAAGGUCGAAUAAACAAAUGGACAGCAGAGUUUCCAUGCAAACGGCGGGUGAUUCAACGCAUGUGCAUGCCAGUGAUAUUGAUAUAGUUACCGUAAAAACGCUCACGGUUCCAGAGUUACCAAUGAGACCCCGCAGUGCAGACGAUAGUCUAUUCCGGAAGUCACGACCGAGUUGUAAACCAGAUCCGGUGCAGCUUGUCUCUUAUAGAAGAAAGAGUUUAUCAUCUUGACGAGUAUUUAUCAUUAAUGCGAUAAUUGAGCAAUACAAGAAGCUACACAUAUAUGAGUCGCGCUCUGAGAAAACUGGGCAUAAUGCAUAUGCGUAAAGUGUCGUCCCAGAUUAGCUUGUGCAGUCCGCACAGGCUAAUCAGGGACGACACUUUCCGCAUUUAUGGUAUUUUUAGUUUCAAGGAAAUCCCUCCUUACCGAAAUCAAGUUUAGG